Molecule: messenger RNA, 381 nt
Organism: Protopolystoma xenopodis
Lineage: Eukaryota; Metazoa; Platyhelminthes; Monogenea; Polystomatidea; Polystomatidae
Source: the annotation of a GenBank genome assembly
AUGCCUCUAUCCGAGGAUUCCUGGCUUCCACAUGGUGUACAAUCUGGCCAACGUUGCCUCCGAAAACGCCGCAUUUUUGGUCGUGUAUUCGGCUUCCAUUCUUCGGAUGAAGAAGACGAAUCAACAUUAGAAGAAACGAACCAACUAAGAAAUCGUCGUGCCCCUUCGGGUGUUCAUUGUUCUGAUGAUGACGGCGAUACCGAUUGCUCUUCAUCAAACGAGGAUUAUUCAGAGGGCGGGGCUUACUUUCCUGGUCCUCUUCUAGAGUCUGAACUACUAGACGGCUUGUCAAACUGGCUGGAUCGUUUAUACGAGGGCUCAUUGCGGCGAUUUCAUGUCGAACAGUGGCCAUUUAACCUCCGCGGCGACAUAAGCUUUUAG